Molecule: messenger RNA, 771 nt
Organism: Colletotrichum siamense
Lineage: Eukaryota; Fungi; Ascomycota; Sordariomycetes; Glomerellales; Glomerellaceae
Gene: tdiE-5
Product: putative methyltransferase tdiE
Exons: 4
Coding region: 1-771 (256 amino acids)
Source: RefSeq, a predicted model, not a curated record
AUGGCAGACACCACCGAACAAGCUCCCCCGGAACCGAUCGAGGCGGGUGAUGCUGGCCAGAGUGAGGACGAGUUCGAACCCCAGGAAUGGGAAUCGUCCUCCUCUGGAUCGGCUUCUGUUACGUCAUCCAUCUUGCAGCAUGCUUACGCCAACGGAAGACGGGUACCCCCAAAUGUCCACUUCAUCGUCGAUGACGUCGAGGACGAAUGGCUUUCUGGCGACAACUUUGACUUCAUCCAUAUGCGGAACCUCGCAUCUCUAGUCCAUGACCUGCCCAAGCUACUUGAACGUGUCUAUGCCAAUCUCAAGCCUGGUGCGUGGGUCGAGACUCAGGAUUUCAGCGCCAACGUCGCCUGUGAUGACGGCACAAUGCCUGAGGACUGGUACCUCUUGCAGUUCUGGGAGAAGAUCCGCCAGGCCAUGUCGAAGCUCAACAUCGAUAUACAGGUGGGACCUCGCAUAGGUAAAAUCAUGGAGGAGGCAGGCUUCGUCAAUGUGCAGAAGAAGUCGUACAAGGUCCCUGUCGGGACUUGGCCCAAGGACAAGACCUUGCGCUUGGUGGGCAUGUACAUGCGAACCGUGACUGAGGACUUCCUGGGUGCGGCGGCGAGUAAGCCUUUGGCGGCUUUGGGCAUGGAGCGGACGGAGAUUGAGGUCUUCCUUGCCUUGGUCCGCAAAGCGAUCAGGGACCCCGAGGUUCAUGCGUACGGAACUUACUACUCAUGGACUGGACAAAAGCCUCGUGCCACUGAAGGCGGGCAGGGUCCUUGA